Leucoraja erinaceus (little skate) is the source of this 3481-nucleotide messenger RNA. RefSeq lists its product as uncharacterized. The transcript is spliced from 7 exons. Gene Ontology annotation, molecular function: DNA binding. The record is from RefSeq and is a predicted model, not a curated record. The coding region runs from base 1 to 1245 and encodes 414 amino acids. NCBI's taxonomy places the organism in Eukaryota, Metazoa, Chordata, Chondrichthyes, Rajiformes, Rajidae.
AUGGAGGAGACCCGUCUGAAUAAGCAACAGAUCUGCAACUGGUUUGCAAAUUACAGGAGAAAACUCAAGAAAGCCGCCAGCCAGCAAGAGAGUGUUGGAGAGUUAAAUCAGAGCCCGGGAUCUCCCCAACAUUCGAUGAGAAGUCCGCAGAUCACUGUCGGGGGCAGCGGCAGGCCGCCUGUCUCAGAUAACUAUACUGCCGAGCAUUUUGAAUGGAUUAAAAGUGAACCACAAACGAGUGUGAUGGACUACACAGCUGCCACAAGACCAGGACUGUACAUCCCACAGUGUUGUACCACAGGACCACCCUCCCACCAGCUCUUCCUGCCUGAGACCGACCCUGCCACCUUGCUGAACGCAGCCUCGGGUUACUGGUGCCAGUCGGCGGAAGCAUCCCACAGCCUCGCCCAGCCGCACGUGCCCCUCUGCCCCUGCAUGUCGCUGGCCGUGAAACUUGCACAGGCCCCGCCGUUGAUGGUCACCUCCCAGCCGGCCUUUCCCCACAGACUCUUCGAGACAGCUCUCUGGUCCAGCGGGCAGUUUGAGAGUGCAGCAGCCCUCGAGCAGUUCUACCCGAGCCAAGAUCUCCUCCAUCAAGGCAGCUGGAGUCUGUGCAACAGGGGCCAGUUGUCACCACAUGAUGCCAGCCCCUUCCACCCGUUCAGUAACCUCUUCCUCACUAACAUGCAGCAGUCGGACGUCAGAGAACUCCUGAGGGAGGAAAUGGUUAAUGGCAGCUAUCUGCACAUGAUGUGCCCGGAUAUUGGCAAUGCCAACCAGAUACUGCUGGACGGGAGCACUAAGGGGGAUUCCAGCUGGCCAGGGCUCUUGCCCAGUAGUGCCAGCCAUUACCAAGCUCCUUUACUCGAUGGAAGAUUCCUUGCACCUGGAGGGUUUGGUGGUCCUGAAGAGAGUGAGGCAGGGACUGAGGGAAUGCCGCUCUGUGUAGAUGGAGAUGGAGCCGGGAGCUACAGAGGAGGUUUAAACCAGCCAUCACAAGCAACCUUUGGAGAAUGCAGUCCACAAAGCAACGUUGAUGGUGUGGAGAUAGAUUGCAGGAGGCUGACGUACGUAAAGGUUGAGACGGAAGUGUGGUGCCAUCCCCAACACAGCCAGGUUCAGCAGGACACUAACCUGGACAUAGCAGCACAGGCCCUGAUCCAGCUCUCCCAGAUACCCAUCAGCAGCCUUUCAACACCGGACGGCACUGCUUCCACAGACUGCCAGAGAACAUGGGAGCCGUAAGAACACAGCAAGCAAUGUCCUUUAUCUCAGUUACCCUGGGAGUCAGGAGAGCUUUAUCUGUGUGAGGCAACACUCUUCAGGAUCUGCCCCACGUGGCUGUGUGACCAGCCAGUAGGCUGGUGCUGUGAGUUUGAGGAAUCCACUGUCCAUUGAGAACACAGUCAGCAAGCGAGUGGGGAGGAGGCCAUCAGUCUGCAUUCACUCUAACUGGUUGGUCGUAGAUCAAACGACCUUCGAUUUACAUGGAGAGCAGAGUCCAUUUAGAGAACGGAGGAGCCAGAACUUACGACGGUAAAUGCAGAAGGUUCCCCAUUGAAACGCAACUGGUUUUGAUUUGAUUGAUUGAUUGUGAGAAUAAUUACCUACAGUCGCCGUUCAGAAAAACAAUCUCAACGCCUCAAUAAACUGGUCACUGGGCUUGAGUGCCAGUGGAGUUACCCAACACACCAGCUCCAGUUGGGACAGUAUUGUCUAGAGGGAGGUUAUAUGACACAUUGUCCCUCAAGUGGAUUCCUUUAAAGGCACUGUCAUUUUCCUCUCCCUUUUUCUCCAUGAUCUCGCAACUUUUCUUUUUACCAUUCCAUUUUACACAGGGCCAUUUCAAACAUAACUCCUAAAUCCUUGGGGAAAAAACACUCUUACCUUUUCAUUUGGUUUACCCAUAAACACCUGGGGCUCGCUUACAGACCUUCCUAACACCGUUAUUCCUUUUCAGUGCACCCUGGCACUAUUGAAGCUGAAGCAGCCCCUCCACAGUGAACCCAUCUAUGAGGCACAGAUAUCUAUUCACACCCUGUAGCAUUCUUGGUGCCUUGAGUGCCGAUCCCCACAUUCACCUACAUUAUGGGGCCCUCGUGCAGAGCACGCUGUUGGUCUCAACUCUGGCCAAGGAUUGAUUGCUUUGUUUUCCUGUUUCACAUUUCACUCGUUCGGUACAGACACAUAUUCAAAGAUGACAACUUACCCUCAUAUCAAUUUCUUGACUAGAUAGGUUGCUCUGAUUUCAAAUUCCAUGCCCCAGUCUACCUCAGCAAUUGAAACCUCUUCAACUAGCCCACCAAAAUGUUACAAUCCUCUGCCAAAUACCAUUUGCUUCGGUAUUACUGAGAAUACAGGCACAAUCCAAGCAAUCUCCCCUUGUACUUAUGUCCGAGGAUGACUGGUGAUAAUUUGGUGGGUUUGUACAGUUGUGCUCCCAGCCCAGUAAACCUUGCUUCAGGUAUGGUGCCCAGAACUUUGCAUGAUAAUCCAGCAGUGACUUCAGGGUUUAGUGUGAUUGCAACAAAACGUCUUAGUUAUUCUGGUCCUGUUUGAUUUCUAUCCUUUAUUUGUAUGUGGCUACUUAAUUUAAUAUUCUGUAGAAACAAGCAACUGCAGAUGCUGGUUUACAAAAAAAAAGGCACAAAGUGCUGGAGUAACUCAGCGGGCCAGGCAGCAUCUCUGGAGAACAUGGAUUGGUGAUGUUUUGGAUCAGAACCCUUCUCCAACACUUUGUGUCUUUUCUACAUGAAUGUAUUGUCUACUUAGACCCCCAUAUCUCUUUGGACUUCCAAGAUUCUUAGCUUUUCAACCUUUGGACUAAUUUCCUGAAUUUCCAAAAUGAAUGAACCAAUACAAAUCUGUGUGGAAACACAGCUGCCACAGAUCUGCCCAUUCACUUCAUCCAUCCAUCUCCUUUUAUGAUCUGGGUGCUUUGUGUAUCAUACAGUACCACUCAUGUACAGCAACAGAGAACUUGGAUUUAUAAUGGCACAUUAAUUCUGAGGUUAGUUUCAGAGGACAGAACUUAGUGGGUUUUGAUGGUUAGUUUUACACUUUGUCACACAAGUUAACUGAUGUUUUUAGUAUGUUUUCUGAAUGUUGCUUAACUUUUAAGAUACAUCAACUCUCAACUUUUAAGAUCCAUUUUCAUUGACCAGUAUUUGGAGUGUGUCUUUGGCACAGAAUGAGUGUAGAGAAGAGUGAACCUAUUUGUGCGUUUGGAGUUUAAUUCUCUCGUUGCAGAAUGAGUGGGUGGUGGGAGGUAGCUGAGGCAGAACGUGGCUGUUUCCCAUUCACUGUAGAUGGACACGCUCCAGAACUGUAGGUACUAGCCUCAGGGGUCCACCCACCUACCUCAUGACGGCUUGUUAUUGAUGGCAGAAAGUAUAUAUUUUAAAUGUUCUGAAUUAACAUUUUGUAUUUAUAAGUGUUUUCCAAACCUUAAUCUGAGCCGAUGUUAAUAAAGUUAUUGAAG